AUGAACCAGAAUCUGACGGUGGCCAUCAACCAAGGCCAUCUUUCUAAUCAGCGGUCACAGUCCGUGGUGGACAUGUCGCACAUUUCGACGGCCCGAAAGCAGUCGAAAUCCGGCACGUCCACACCCCGAGGACUGCCGCGCACCAUGUCCACGUCCAACAUCCCCCAGCAGCGCAUCUCCAAGCCCAAGACCAAUGUCUCGUCAACCAAUGUCAAGGCUGGCGCCAACACAGUUACGGCCGACGACAAGCCUACGUCGUGCACAAACUGCCACACGCAGACCACGCCGCUGUGGCGACGUAACCCUGAGGGUGAGCCGUUGUGCAACGCCUGCGGUCUGUUCCUCAAGCUCCACGGAGUUGUCCGGCCUCUGUCGCUCAAGACUGAUGUGAUCAAGAAGCGAAACCGAACCAACGGAACCAAUGCAUCUUCGUCGGGGACCGGUGGAGCCAGCACAAACACGCCUAGUCCGGACUCGGCCAAGGAGACCGCGUCCACAGCCACUCGCAAGGGGGGAUCCAGAUCUCGUUCUCGGAAGAAGGAGGAGGCGACCGUCAAGGGAGAUACUGCGCAGAGCACGCCAACCCAGCCGUCGACACAAGAAUCGCCCGUGGGCAUCGUCCCCAACAAGACGGAUUCCGAGGAGCUUAAGAUGUUUGGAGCUGCCAACGUCGAGGAGAGAGACGGACAGUGGGAAUGGCUGAGCAUGGCUUUAUAG
Yarrowia lipolytica CLIB122 is the source of this 717-nucleotide messenger RNA. RefSeq lists its product as uncharacterized. Gene Ontology annotation, molecular function: DNA-binding transcription factor activity, RNA polymerase II-specific; RNA polymerase II cis-regulatory region sequence-specific DNA binding; zinc ion binding. NCBI's taxonomy places the organism in Eukaryota, Fungi, Ascomycota, Dipodascomycetes, Dipodascales. The record is from RefSeq and is a predicted model, not a curated record. Gene Ontology annotation, biological process: negative regulation of transcription by RNA polymerase II; positive regulation of transcription by RNA polymerase II.